AUGCGUACCUCACCGAACAUCAUCAUCACUGGAACCCCCGGCGUGGGAAAGACAACUCACUGCGAGCAGCUUGCAUCCAGCACUGGUCUUACCCAUCUCAACGUCAACAAGGUCGUAAAAGAGCGCGACUGCGAGGAUGGCUUUGAUGAUGAGCUUAACAGUGUCAUUGUCGAUGAGGACAAGGCUGGUGGUCAAAUCAUUGACUGGCAUGCUUGCGACAUGUUCCCUCAAUCUCUGAUUGACCUUGUUGUUGUCAUUCGCUGCAACAGCACUAUCCUUUACGAUCGCUUGAAGGGCCGUGGCUACAGUGACAAGAAGCUCGACGAAAAUAUGGACGCCGAAAUCAUGGAGGUGCUCUUACAGGAAGCUCGCGAUUCCUAUGAUGAAGAAAUUGUCGUCGAGUUGCAGAGCGACGAUCUCGACCAGAUCGACGAGAAUCUUGAGCGCAUUCAGACAUGGAUCCAGAACUGGAAGAAGGACCACUCUGAGGCUUAA
Aureobasidium uvarum is the source of this 495-nucleotide messenger RNA. NCBI's taxonomy places the organism in Eukaryota, Fungi, Ascomycota, Dothideomycetes, Dothideales, Saccotheciaceae. The record is from the annotation of a GenBank genome assembly.